This is a messenger RNA of Macrosiphum euphorbiae (potato aphid), 204 nucleotides long. The record is from the annotation of a GenBank genome assembly. NCBI's taxonomy places the organism in Eukaryota, Metazoa, Arthropoda, Insecta, Hemiptera, Aphididae.
AUGGUCAUGGAAAUGAACCGAAGAUUUAAGCAAACAGAACUAAUUGAAGCAGUGGAAGCCUGUAAUCCAAGCUCCAAAAUGUUUUUAGACUUUGACACACUUAUAAAAUUGCCUGGAAUUUCUACAGAUAAUCAAUUUAUUGAAAAGUUGAGAGCACAAUGUGAUUUAGGAAAAAAGUGUUUGCUGCAGAUUCAAAUUCUAUAG